Molecule: messenger RNA, 741 nt
Organism: Aspergillus tanneri
Lineage: Eukaryota; Fungi; Ascomycota; Eurotiomycetes; Eurotiales; Aspergillaceae
Exons: 2
Coding region: 1-741 (246 amino acids)
Biological process (GO): regulation of transcription by RNA polymerase II
Cellular component (GO): nucleus
Molecular function (GO): protein dimerization activity
Source: RefSeq, a predicted model, not a curated record
AUGGUUGCUCUUGGGCGUCUUCCCUUUCGGUUUAGUGAGCAUCGCGAGCUUGAUGAAUUCAUUAAUAUUGUACGACUUGCGCCAUCAAAGCCAAAGCUUCCAUCCGGCAAAACCCUUCGACGCUAUCUACAGAAAAAAGUCAAAGAAAAACAAGAAACUCUACUCCAAAAGCUUUCACCAAGUGGAAAGCUUUUAAUUGCACUGGACUGCUGGACAUCCCCUUUUAACCAGGCAUUUAUGGCGAUUACUGGUUACUUCCUUGAUCAAGGGUGGAACUAUCGUGAGAUCCUUCUUGGGUUUGAGCCUCUUCACGGCACACAUAAUGGGAGUAAUCUAAGCUUAGUGCUCUUUGAAAUUCUUCAGGCAUAUGGCAUAGUUAAUACAUCUCCGAGAGCCUUCUGGAAAGAGCAUGAACGUGAAUUCCCAGCGUUAUCUAGUCUUGCUCGGGAUGUUCUUGCUAUCCCAGCUAGUGGUGCUGGUGUUGAGCGCCUUUUUAACUCAGCUCGUGAUAUCUGCCACUACCGCCGCGGUCACCUCAAAUCUAGUACAAUCAAAGACUUGAUGAUGUGGAUGUGUACAUCAAAGUUUGAGCUUGAACAAGAGCAGUUAGAUCUAAUGGAAGAGUAUCUCUUAGCUAGUGAGGUCGCUGCUACAGAGGAGGAAAGAGCCCCUUCACAGCUACAGACUGAUUUUCAGCCGGUUAGUGAUGAUGAGGAGGAGGAUGAUUCUGAUAAUAUUUAG